UGUUUUUCCUGUGUGGCUUGUUGUUUUGUAUAUUUUUGUUUUAGUGGCUUUUAUUUUCAUGUGUGUGAACUGGUCAGAGAUUGAGUGAGUUUGCUUGCCUUACAGCUCCCACCCAGAGCAGACAAAAAGAGAGAAGAGAAAAAAUUAAAAUCCGGUCAUAUUGAAUCAUGCUCGAAUAUGAAUGUUUAGCCGUUCACGAUCCGUACCUGCGCACAUAGUAUAUAUGCAAAUAAAAUCGGGAACGUUUCGGAUCGUACAAGUCACUUUUCGAUCGAGUGUUAGUGUGUGCCCCAAUAUUUCUAGUUCGCCGUGUACUUUCACACACGGCUCAAAUUAGCACCACUGAUAUCGAAUUAGAGUGCCCAAGCCGACUCGUCAAGUCCCCGAUUCACUGGCUCCAAAACUUUCCUAACUCUCCACCAGAGGCUAUCAACACUGCUGGCCGAUAAUUAGUGAAAGAUACAAUACCUACGCGCUCACGAAAGUUGUAGUUUUUAAUUUUUAAGUUUCCAGAUUCAAGUUCCGAAGGCCCGGGGGCGAAGUGAAACCGUUAAACUGGGUUCUGCCCAGGGUAGUAGGGAAACGCGGGUCUUGUACAAAUCAAGCAACCUUGAAAGCAACACCAAAUCAAUACUCGCCCUCGGGCGAUUUCAUUUCGUUUUCAAUCUAUCCACACGUUCAUACGCAGCUAUAUGUCUGCAGUCCGCUUAUUCUUUCGAAUAUUCGAUGCCCAUGUGGCUUACAGCCCCCGAAAAGGGAAGCCAUUGAAAGUUUACUUUUACUUUUUCAAUCGAAAGGCAAUCGAAUGGAACUGAAUCGAACCGAGUGGUGGUCAGUUGGCUAUCUAUAUACCCGCAGAGAUAUAUGUAUUUGAAGAGUUAUGGUAUGGGAUCUUAGGAAAGCGCUUGGAAUCGCAGGUGCAGUGUGCAGUAAUAUAUACACAAGGCAUCAUCAUAAUUAGCCAGUGGAAAUUCAGUGUGAAUGCAAAGUGAAACCUUAAUGAACGCAGCACGAUCGCUCACGCCACAUGCACUGCACUCAUGUAUGCUGUGUUUGUAUGGUUUUUAAAAAAUAUAUAUAAAUAUAAAUAAUUGACAAGUGUAUGCAUAAAUUAAUCGCUGGUGAUGCCACAGCAAAAACAACAGCUAAUCAGCAGCCAACGGCAUUAUAAUCAAGCGCAAGCGCAAACGCAAAUCAACCUCAACUUCAACUUCAACUUCAGCUUCAGCAUCGACUUUUGCAGCAUCGGAAAUACACGGCGGCAGGAAAAGUAACAGCUGCCAACAGUAAACAAUGUUUUGCCACAGCUUAUUGUAUACAAUAUCCACAUCCACAUCCACAUCCACAUCCGAGUCCCAAUCUCGAUCCCAUCGCAACCGCAGUGAGGUGGCUUUAAAAAGAGCCAUGACUUCUCCGAAUGCAGUGGCCCUCAUUAUGCUGCUGCUGCUGGCUCUGGGCACAGCUGGAAAUUGCCAAAUCUGCGGUCCGCCGGCGGUGCCGCUGAAUGCCAAGGUGCGGACCGUCACCGUCGACUCCCAGAUCGCGGAGGCGCACUACGAGUGCGAUGCUGGCUACGAGCUGUUCGGCUCCGCGUCGGUCAGGUGUGACGCCCGGACGGGCUGGGAGCGGGACCUGCCCUUCUGCGGGGUGAACGUGGCCUACCGGAAGCCGGUCAACCAGAGCUCCUACACCCGCAGCGGUCCUGCGAGCUAUGCGAACGACGGCAAGCCGGGGAACAAGAACCCCGAUGGCCAGGAGUGCUCCGAGACGCAGAAGGAGCCGUCGCCGUGGUGGCGCGUUGACCUCCUGACCCCGCAGGCGGUGCACGUGGUGCGCAUCACGACGCGCGGCUGCUGCGGCCACCAGCCGCUCCAGGACCUGGAGAUCCGGGUGGGCAACAGCAGUGCGGACCUGCAGCGGAACCCCCUGUGCGCCUGGUAUCCCGGCACCCUGGAUGAGGGCGUGGUCAAGACCUUCACCUGUGCCCGCCCCCUGGUGGGGCAGUACGUGGCCAUCCAGCUGGUGGGCGUGGAGGGCAGCCUGAGCCUCUGCGAGGUGGAGACCUUCACCAACGACGAGUUCUCCAUGGACCGCUGCCUGAGUCCCAAAAUCGGAGUGGACACCGUGGUGACGACAUUCUCGAAAAUCUGCUACGACUUUCAUAUCACAAAAGGAGAAAGCUUCGACAAGGCGCAGGCCAUUUGCAAGCAGACAGGUGGCGACUUGGUACACGACUUUCGGGGCGCCACCAGCCAAUACAUCUUGUCGGAGCUGGAGCGCCGGAAGACCGAGCUGAAGCCGCAGCUCGUCUGGAUUGGCGCCCAAAAGGAGCCCGGCAUCACCUCGCGCACCUGGAAGUGGGUUAAUGGGGAUGUGGUGCAGAAGCCGACCUGGGGCAAGGACCAGCCGAACAACUACAACGGCGAGCAGAACUGCGUCGUCUUGGACGGAGGCCGCAACUGGCUGUGGAACGACGUGGGCUGCAACCUGGACUACCUGCACUUCAUCUGUCAGCACUCUCCAUUGUCUUGCGGCUCGCCGGAUGCCCAGCAAAACACCACUGUCAUGGGCAAAAAGUUCACUCUGGGCGAGAAGAUCCAAUACACGUGUCCCAAGGGCCACUCGCUGCUCGGUCAGACGGAACGGGAGUGCCGCCUCGACGGCACUUGGAGCGGCUCCGCGCCGACCUGCAAGUACGUGGACUGCGGCAGUCUGCCGGAGCUGAAGUUUGGAUCCAUCCACAUGUCCGAGGAGCGGACGAGCUUCGGCGUGGUGGCCACCUACAGCUGCCACGAGAACUACACGCUGAUCGGGAACGAGAACCGCACCUGUGCCGUCGAGGGAUGGAGUGGCAAGCAGCCGGAGUGCCUGGUGGACUGGUGUCCAGAUCCCCAGCCAAUCACCGGGGGAAAUGUGCGAUUCAACGACAAGAGGGCUGGAUCCACGGCCACCUAUGUGUGCGAGCCGGGAUACGUGCUGGUUGGCGAGGCGAUCAUCUCCUGUGGCUUAGGAGGAGAGUGGUCGAGCAAGACGCCUUCAUGCAGAUUCGUGGACUGUGGAGCUCCAGUGCGACCAAAUCGAGGUAUCUCGAUCCUUGUGAACGGCACCACCACCGUGAAUUCGGUGGUGAAGUACGAGUGCGACGAGGAUUACUGGCUGGACGGGCAGUCGGAGCUCUAUUGCACCCGGGAUGGCAAGUGGUCGGGCGAGGCUCCGGUCUGCGAGCUGGUCACCUGCGAAACGCCACCCGUGCCAUCCGGAUCCUUCGUCAUCGGCUACGACUACAAUGUCCACUCGAAGAUCCAGUACAACUGCGAUCCCGGACACAUUAUGCAUGGAACCCCGGUUCUCGAGUGCCUGGACAGCGGGGAAUGGAGUGCCGAUGCGCCAUAUUGCGAAUACAUCGAUUGCGGUCAGAUCCUGCCCAUCCCGUAUGGCACCCACAAGUACGUGACCAACAGCACCUACGUGGGAUCGGAGGUGGUCUUCAGCUGUGCCCAGUCCCACAAGCUCAGUGGGGUCUUGAAGCGCACGUGCCUGGAAUCGGCGGUCUGGAGCGAUAGCUCGCCCAAGUGCGAAGAAAUUCGCUGUCCCGAACCCAAGCUGGCUGCCCACAGUCUGCUCUCAGUUACUGGAAACGAUCGCAUGUACGGACGCACCCUCAUCCGCACCUCCGAGUCCACACAGAAUACCCAGACCUAUAAAAUUGGCGCCCUGGCCAAGUACCGAUGCGAACGGGGCUACAAGAUGGUCGGAGAGGCCCUGGCCACCUGCACGGACAGUGGUCAAUGGAGCGGAUCUAUACCGGAGUGUGUCUAUGUCGAAUGUGGGGCACCGGAGAACAUCAACAACGGCAAGGUGGUCCUGGCCACAAAUGCCACUUACUAUGGAGCCGCUGUUCUCUACGAGUGCAAUGUGAACUUCAAGUUGAACGGGGUCUCACGCCGCCUGUGCACGGAGCACGGCAACUGGAGCCACGAGGCUCCGGAGUGCGUGGAAGUCGUCUGCGAUACGCCCAAUAUCAGCGAGAACCUCAUCGUGGAGGCCGGUCCCCGGGCCGUGGGAUCGGUGGCCACCUUCAAGUGCGCCAAGGGUAGAAUUAUGAUGGGCAAUGACACACGCGUCUGCCAGAAGAACGGCAAAUGGGCGGGGAAGAGUCCCACCUGCAGGCCUGUCGACUGCGGACGCCCUCUGGCAAUUGAGAACGGCCGGGUGAUCGUGGUCAACGAUUCGACUUUGUACGGCGGAUCCGCCGAGUACCACUGCAUCCCCAACUACAACCGGAUCGGGCAGUAUCUGCGCAAGUGCACCGAGGACGGCGCCUGGAGCGGAAAGCAGCCGCGCUGCGAACUGGCCACCGCGGAGGGUCACGAGACCUCGGAACUGGGCACGGGCGUGGGAAUCGGCGCCACUGUGAUCGUGGCCCUCCUGGUGAUCUUUGGCCUUAUUUUCCUCUAUCGCAACAAGGCGAGACCCGUAAAGAACACGGAAAAUGUGCAGGCGGCGGAGACGAAGGACGAGCGGAAUGCGGCCGUGAUGUCGUAUUCCACGCUGGAGGCCAACAACCGGAUGCACAUGGACAACAAUCCCUCGGCGACGUUCAACACGUUCCACGGAGGAGCGGGCGGACGGAGCGGUCCCGGCGGCAGUCCAGAUGCCACCAAUGGCGGGGAAAGACUGAACAACAAUCGGUCGGAAAACAUUUACGAUCAAAUACCAAACGAGCAGUUCUACGACGCUCCCUACGAGAUGCGCACCAACGACGAGGUCUACGAGCCGGAACCGGUGGCCAACAACGUCAUCACCAUCAACGGCAUUUCCGUGAGAUAGAUGUGGAUAUCCAGGGACAUCUCGGCGGAAGCCAAAGGAGGCACCGGAGGGCAGCAUUAAUUACCGAACGUCCAACGUUUAGUUUUGUGUUAAUAACUGUACAUAUUAAUUGUUUAAGGGAGGUUUUGAGUUACUCGUAGUUCGCCUAAAUCUUAACUUUGGUCACCCCCGCACUCGUACUUUAUGUAGUAGCCCCCUCGUAUAAUUAGGCCUAUCCAUAUGUACCUACGCAUAAUCUAUCUGUAUACUUAUACUCUACUGCCCCAAGUACUGAAAUCGAUUUGUCGAGCCGGAGUUUGAAUUUGUAAUUGAUUGAUAUGAGGUCCUUGUAUCUUUUGCUCCAUAUUCACGCUCGUAUUUGUUUGUGUUGUUUAAAUUAUUUUAACUGUGUAGUGAGGAGUGAACAAUUUUUGUUAUGCAAUGUGUAAGAACGCGCCAAUGUGUGUUUGUAGAAAGCGUUAAUUUUACGAACAAUUAAACGAUUGUGGUUGACUAAUUUAUUAUGAUUGAUGGAAA
Messenger RNA from Drosophila biarmipes, 5346 nucleotides. RefSeq names its product CUB and sushi domain-containing protein 1 (gene fw). The transcript is spliced from 15 exons. NCBI's taxonomy places the organism in Eukaryota, Metazoa, Arthropoda, Insecta, Diptera, Drosophilidae. The record is from RefSeq and is a predicted model, not a curated record. The coding region runs from base 1294 to 4830 and encodes 1178 amino acids.